This is a messenger RNA of Dromaius novaehollandiae (emu), 7430 nucleotides long. Its product is annotated as bone morphogenetic protein 2-like. The transcript is spliced from 5 exons. NCBI's taxonomy places the organism in Eukaryota, Metazoa, Chordata, Aves, Casuariiformes, Dromaiidae. The record is from RefSeq and is a predicted model, not a curated record. Bases 4970 to 6103 code for a protein of 377 amino acids. Gene Ontology annotation, molecular function: growth factor activity; cytokine activity. Gene Ontology annotation, cellular component: extracellular region.
GUUUUACCUGUGUGUAAAGUGAAUUUCUCUCAGUAUCUUUAAAAUAGGUCUGAAACAACAAUUCCCGGCUAAUAAUGUUGCAUAGACAAACAUAUUCACCAUCAAAUAUUUUAUAGAUAUAUAACACUUUCAAAAGCUUCGUUUUUAGCCUUCUCAAUCUCCAGAUAUUCAUCUAUAUUCAGUAGCUGUUACUUACUUUGUGUGUGAUUCCAAAAAUCACUCCAUAUGGAAUAUGCGUAUUUUGUAUUUUAUUUUCUUAGCAAGAAGGGGAUAAAGACUGAUCAAAAUGAAGGUGUUAAUUUAGGAAUCCAGUUGAAGAAAAACAUAAAAUCUUAUUAAGGAAAGCCAUUUCAGCAUGAAACAGUGACUAUUAUCUUUCAGAAAAAAUGUACACCACAAGGAGCUAUUGAAAUGUUAUUUUAUGUAAAGACACUAAAAGUUACUGAACCCCAUGGUACUCCAGAAAUUUCAUGCACAGAUGUAUAAGAUGUACCCUGUUACCCACACAGCUCAGUAGAUGAACAGGGUUGAACAAAAUCUAGAGAGCCCAAGAACAAAAAUUUGGACUGUUCUGUAGAUGGUUGUGGGGAGCGUUGACCAGAGACACUAUUUGCUGGAUUAAACAUGCAACACUUAUGUCAACAGGUGAAGUUAGAAAUUACCAUAUUUCUUCCUUUCUUCCUUCUGGUUUCAAAACAUACACAUUUGUUAAAAAGAAGUGUGUGGGGGGGGGGGGCAGUUCCAGCUUUGUUUAAUAAGAUGUUCUGUUUUUUCCCCUCUGUCCCUUCAUUCUUCCCGGUGUGCAUUGUUUUGUUUUGUUUUCCUUUGUUCAUCCAUUUGCUGAACACUUGAGUGGGUUGGCUGUAUAAAACUCAUUUCUGAUGUAAUAACUAACCCAGAGAACCUAGUGUAAAUUCUAACCUAGAGAAAAGUGGUUGUGCUGAAGGUUGUAUGUGUGUGUCUGACUAUUCUGAACAACAAUGGUCCUCCACAAAAGAAGUAUUAGCAAGAUGCUGACUGGAUAGAUGGAGAUAAAUGGUAUUAAAAAUGGAAGGGAACAUUUCUAAAUCCAUAACCUAAUACUGUGGCUCAGCAUCUUCUCAAAGGGCUACACCAUGUGGAGAAAUGAGUCUACUACAGCUAAUAAAUGUGAUCCUCCCAACUAAAGCUGUAAAGAAUGGGGCUUUUGUAUUUGUAAGUCUUGGCUUCAGAUGAGAGUCACUUAUAGACACUUGCACUCUAAUGUUGCCUUUAUUUGACUACUUUUGAUCCCAAAAUUGCUAGAACUUAGCUGAUUUUGACUGUCAUAUUAGUAGUGCAAUUAUUCCCCUUACAAGGAGCUUCAACAGAAGGGACACAAUCUUCAGACGGACAUGAUGGGAUUGUUGUUAUUUGUAAAAACCCUUCAGUACUUCACUUCUUUGAGCCACUAAGUCAUUAGGGCUAAGAAGUUUCCAGGUCCUCAGCUGUUGUAAAUGUAGCUCCACUGAUCCUGAUGGACCUAUUAUUUCUUUUCUUGAAGACCUAGCUUUCUGAUAGAAGCCUUCAUCAGAACCAAAAAUGUGUCUCUGGGACAUGGAAAUGGGGGAUGCUGUACAUGAUUGAAACGAUCACUGAAUGCUGACUUUUCUCCAAUUUUCAUGUGUUUAUUGACAUUGCUCUAUGGAAAGGACAGUUACAAAUGAGUUGUGCUAUUGAAAAGAAAUAGUCUGUUGCAUGCGGUUUUUUGGUUGAUUUUUCACAAAGAAUGACCUUGUGGGUUCCACCGUUGGCUGUAUUCCAGAGAUGGUUUUUGAGAUGUGCUUUUCAAAAACCAUGGUGAUAGAUGAUGAUAGUGACUUUAGCAGCCAAUCUUAAAAGACUGUGUCUUGAUUUUUCACAUUCUUGGUAAUCACAACAUAGUUAAUGAACUUAUGUAUGAUCAGUUCUUGAUUAUACUGAUGUUAGUCUGUAAUUGAAUCUAGGGCUUUUCCCUCAUCUACCAGCUAAUACAGUUCAGUAGUGAAUGAAUACUACCGGGAUCAGUAAUGCUCCCUCACUAGUAUGUAAAGAACUAAGACUGAGCAGAUACACAAAAUCUGUUCAGUAAACAGUGAUACUAUUGUGUAACUGAAAAUGAGGGAGGGGAGCCUUCGAGAAAGCAUUCAUGGGGAGGGAUGGAAUUUUCCAGUAGACCUUAAUGUUACUCAUUGAGAAGUAUCACCAAAAAAAACCCUGCAUAUAAAGAUACAACAUACUUUUAGACAAAUCCAUUGCCUCCUUUGGACAUUCUCAGUUGAAACAACUAUCAUGGUGCUUUUUUUAGUUAUGUGAUGCCCACCUGGAUAUUUAAUUGUUACAGAAUGCAUCUUUUGGGGAAAGUUGUCACAGGAAUCAGUAAUUUAAGCAAUUAAGUUGACAAACUUAGAGAAAACAGUAACUUAGACUAAUGCCCUUUCAAAACGGUAGCACUUUGCUCCAACAUUAUUAUAUCCUUAAAAGGAAGAACCAGGUACAUGAAUAAUAAAAUUGGUGAGGAAAGAAUCCAGCACGAUGUAGGUUCUCCUGUGCUAGUGGCUGUGCUUUCUCAGAUGAUAUGUGAAGAUGAGAUGUAAAGAGACUCUGUGGCAGCUUUAUCCAAACUUGGGUUUGGCUCUAGUGUAUUGGCCAAGAAAUCACUUAAUUGCUUCCUGAAUUUUCCUGAUGGUUUAAGUUAGGUAGCAUAGUCACUGAGAUAGUUUAAAAUGUGGAGUAAUCUACCUGUUUUGAUCUUUUAAGAGAAAGUAGAUCUGGAUUCCACUGCUGUGAAUUGCUGGGUGACUUUGGAUGAGGUACUUUACCACCUUCUCCCUUGGUUUCCUCAUUUAACCAAGGCACAGUCUUUGGGGGAGGCAGGAAAUCUUCCAAGCCUUUGGAGAUGUUUCAGGAAGUGAUGGCAGAGUGCAAAGAAGCCCUGGCUGGAAAAGAAGAGAUGAUACAGCAUCUAAUUGUCUGGAUCAUGAUUUCAGCAACUGUACUUUGCACAAAACUAUCAUGUAAAAUGCUGACAGUCCACUUUUUUGAAGGGCUUGAGUAGGGCACAUGCCUUGGAGUCAAGAUGUGCUGGCAAGUCUGCAUUUGGGAGUUUAUCUCCCCAGGGAAAGGUAUUUAUAUAUUAGAUACAUAGUAAAAACACUCUUUGCUACUUAGGGCCAUUUAUAAUUUUCCUGUUCCAAUGUCCAGGCUAAAUGCUGAAUAUACUCUUACAAACUCAGUAGCUCUCUCAGUCUACCUGCCCCUCGAGGGACUGCUAUUCUAGGCUCUGGGGUGAGGUCAACACUCCUACUUCACAUGGCAUCGCUGAUGUGGUACAGUCAUGUUCCUUCAGCUGAGACUUAAAAGAUGAUGCUUUCCUUAUUAAUUCCUAAAUUUCGUUGGCAAUCCUGUUUUUGCUGCCUCUGCUAUAGUUAAAAGCAAAGUCAAGUCUGACAAGCGUUAUUCCUCUCUUCUUUUUUAAAUGGGGGCAAGACAGGUGCUAUGCUGCAAGUGUGUUCUUGCUCCCUGCCUGCAAAAGCCACAGUGAAGACUACAGUGUGUUAAGCUGUGUUGAGGGAGCAGAAAACUGGUCGUCUUUCCAGAAAGAAGAUAUCUAUCGUGAGUCACUGAGCUAAGAAUAACAGAACCUGGAUGCAAAGAGGGUGUGAGAAGUGUCACGGCAGCUGUGGGGAGAAAAAAGCAGCUUCCAGCCUCCUCUAUUCACUGGUUUCUUUAUUGUCAGUGCUAAAAUGAAACAAAUAUUGCUAAACUAAAGGGAAGGGGAAGUAUAUUCUUCAUCUCUGUAUGGCAAGGUUGGACUUCCAUUUAAAUCCGGAUUUGUUAAGGCUCUGAAAUGCUCAAGGGAAGCUCCCAGAUAAACUUUUCUCUGCCUGCUAAUAGUAGCAUGUGACAGCCAUGGUAUUUCACUACUGCUGUCCCAUAUUAAUCGUAAUGGCAUCAAAGACGAAGUGACAGACCAUGCAAGAAUUGUAUUGUUCUCACCUAUAAACUAUGCUUGAAAGCCAGAUGAUUUUGAAUUCUGUAGACCAACCUGUUCAUACACUCCCUUGAAAGAGGGAGAAGGAAAAAAUGACACCAGUGCUGAACAUUUUAGAGAACUCACCUAUAAUGUUAUGUUGUUAACAAAAUAUCAUAGUUCCCUACAGAUUCCAUACUUCUCCUGGGUUCCCAAAACUACUCUGUUCAUAACAUGUAAGUUGAGAGAACCUGUUUUGCUUGUGCAGAACAAGGAGGUUGGAGCCUUGCACUAGUUGCAAAUCAAUAUGCAGUAUCAUCAGUGGAGCCAAGACCAGCUCCUGUGUAAGGCUUAUGUAAGUGGUGAGUCAUGCAGUCUUACGAAAGAAUAGGGAGUGAGGCUUUCAUUAUGUUGUUUGCCUAAUCAGGAAUAUGAAAAUAAAAGAACACAGCACUCAGUGGGUUAUGUCUGGCUAACAAUAGGCUGGAAUUUCUGCACUUGUACUACUAUGAUUGAGGCAUUUCAUUGUUUGUGGUCCCAGCUUAUAUUAAACAAGGAGGACAUUUUCAUAAAUCUUUCCCUCUAGGGCAGACUUAAGGUUGUUUGGGAACCCUAGCUAUGCAUUUCCAGACAUUAAUGUCUGGAAGCAGCACCGUGGGAGAAGGAAUGGAAGUAUAUGUGUAGGGAAGGUACUAGCAGUAAAUGAAGAGGCCCAAGGGCAGGGUGGCAUUUGUGAGGAUGAGCAUGCAAAGAAGCAGUGGAGUGGAAACAGCUUUUAGGAGCACUGAAAAAGAGUCUAGUGAUGAUAUCCCAUAUAUUACUAGUCUCCUUCAAUGCUCUGGUGCAGGUAGUAGCAAUGGGUAUUACUUAAACCAGCACUGCCAUUAGCUGAGACACCUUACAGCCUUUACAAGACAACUGAGAGUUUUGAGGAUCAAAGCUGGCUUAAGAUUCAUGUGCUGCAAUAGUGCUCUUUAAAGUGGUUUGAUUAACCCAAAGAUGCUUCUUGUUUUCCUCCAUCAGCACUUACACCGCACCUCACAUGGCAAACUGGCCUGCUGGGGAAAAAACAUUGCAAUAAUAACUAUCCACAAAUUCUUUCAGCCAUGCGGCUACAGCAACAGCUGGAGGCCGGAAGGAGCAGCAGUAGGAGGGAGUCUGGAGCCGAAAACCCUAUGGCUAAAUAAGUGCCCCAGGAGCUUCAGCCUUAGAGCAGCAAAAGUUCGCAUAGAUCAGUAUCACUUCUACUUUGACAUCAGCGCGAUCGAGAAAGGAGAACAGAUGCUGAAAGCCGAGUUCAGAGUCUUCAAGCUGAAGAAGAAAGCCGGGGCUGGGAGACCUGAUUUGCCACACUUCUGCAGAGUGGAAGUGUAUGAACUCUUGGAGAGUGGAAGUAAGCCACAGAAAAAACACCUCAUCACAUCAAGAUUGUUAUCCUUGUACACGGAGGGCUGGGAAGUGUUCAAUGUGACACAGACAGUUUCCAAAUGGGUUGGAAACAGCAGCUCCAACCAUGGCUUUUUGAUAACUACAACACAUGUAUUCAGCAACAGAAUUGAGCACAACCUGGUGAAGUUUGCUAAGAGCCAGGGAACUCUGCAGGAGAGUAGAAAUGCUCUCCUUGUCCUCUUCACGAACAGUCACAAACGGAGGUUUUCCAGCUUUGUACCUUCUUCCACAAAAACAGAGCUGAACCCUGCCAGAAAUAACGCUUUGUUACAUGUGCCUCGCCAAACUCAUGUCAAUGAAAAAAGCAAUGCAAGCAUGAGCAGGAGAUCUCGGGCUGCUGCAUUGCCCUCCACCAAAAGCCAGGUAGCAGCAUGUCAUCGAAGGGAACUCUACGUUGACUUCCGUGCUAUUGGCUGGUCAGGAUGGAUUAUUUACCCAAGUGGAUACAAUGCAUUUCAUUGCAGAGGAACCUGUCUGUUCCCCUUAGGGGAAAGUCAAAAUGCAACCAACCACGCCACUGUCCAGUCCAUAGUCCAUACACUCAAGCUGUCUCAAGAUAUUAGCACGCCAUGCUGUGUGCCAGAUGAAUUGAAGUCCCUCAAUCUUCUCUACUUUGAUGACAAAGAGAAUGUGGUCCUUAAAAAUUAUAAAGACAUGGUGGCAACAAGGUGUGGAUGUCAUUAACAGAACCUCCCUUUUUUUGUCUGCAUUUGACAUGUACCUGGAUUCAGUACCCCAUUUGCUGCUGAAGAUAUCAAGGGAAAUGGCAUUUCAGACUAUGGAGCAGGAGAGCCAGAAACUCAGCUGUGCUUCAAAUGCUGCUUCCCCCACCGUGGCCAUGUGGAAAGCAGUGUAAGGCUGGGUUUUAAAGAGCCAUGAGCUUCUAGUGAGUGUGCCAACCUGCACAGAGAGCAGUCUGCCUGCCUAAGAGCCAAGGGAAGCCAUGAGAAACUGGAACUUGUUACGUGAAAGAAUGCAAGCACAUUAAGUGAACAUUCAAAUUAAGGUUCUGUUUAGUAUAUCAAUGCAUCUCAACUGGCAUCUCCUUCUGCCUCAAGCCAAGACAGGGAUGCAGGUCCCCCAGUAACAGAACCUUAUUCAGCUUUGGCUGCAUGAUCCAAUGGGGUCGUACAUGCUUACACACAUCUUUGAGGAUGAGUGUUUGCUCAGAGCUCUCGUCAGAGGCCUCCUCCAUCUGCAAUUUAUGCAUUUGCCAGAAAUGCACUUCACCCCACUUUUCUAUCUGCAGUCCUACCAAAUGCAGAGGGACUUACUCCUAAGUCCCUUUGGUACUUGGUGGCCAUUAAGAAAUCCAAGGGAACACAUAACUAGUAGCUAUGUGGGAAUCAGGAAACCUGACCUCUGACUCGGGGUUGCUCUUCUGUAUGGUGAAGGGCCAGGCAGUCCCCCCUCUUUGUAUUCAUUUUCUUCCACCAUGGUCUGAUGUGGCUGUUCAGCUGUCUGUGGGACAGCAGAGUCUGCCUUUCAGUGUGUAUUUGUACGGUGGCUAUCCAGUGGGAUCCUCAGCUUGGCCAGGAACCCGUAUAGUACAGGAGGAAGGAAGAAAAAGAGCAAACUUUGGAGGGCUGUGAGAACAUGCUGGAUGCUGCCCUGGUCCUGUGUCUAAGGAAAGUUCAAUGGGAGAUACUCAUUGAUACUUCCCUUUCAUUCUUCCUUGACACAUAGGACACAGGCAUGGAAGGGGGAACCCUGAGCUCUUCAUGCCUUGUUACAUUUUAAUAUAGGCAACCAGCCCAUAGCAGUUCCUCAGUCAACUCACUGAGUUGUAACCUAAGCCCAGUUAGGUUUCUUGCCUCCACUGCUCAUUGAAGGAGGCUGACAUCGGACAGAAUGUGACACCUCCCAUGGUUAGAAACUUUAUGGAGAAUUUUUUACUCCAAUGAGAUGAAAAAAGGACCAGAAAAAUAUUUAUGUAAAUGUUUUUCUGUAAAUACUGAUUUCUGUAAUUAAUAAAAUUAUUUUAUUUAAAACCCAAAUAUUUGGAGUAUAU